Messenger RNA from Rhinichthys klamathensis goyatoka, 2687 nucleotides. RefSeq names its product spartin b (gene spartb). NCBI's taxonomy places the organism in Eukaryota, Metazoa, Chordata, Actinopteri, Cypriniformes, Leuciscidae. The record is from RefSeq and is a predicted model, not a curated record. Gene Ontology annotation, cellular component: plasma membrane. Gene Ontology annotation, biological process: negative regulation of BMP signaling pathway; cell division. The coding region runs from base 169 to 2007 and encodes 612 amino acids. The transcript has 8 exons.
CUGCAAUCUAUGCUUGAUAAACUUCUUUAUUCGAUCACGCAACAGACACGUCCAAGUCGAGCAGCAGCUCAGCUGUCAGAGAGCUGAAGCUGUUCAAUCAACAAACCCGGAAUAACGAGAAACACACAUUAAACUCCAUAUUUCACGUCAUUUAUCACAUCUCCUGUUAUGGAGCAAGCAAAGCAAGAGGCAUUUGAUCAAGCCAGGCUGCAAGUGAUCAAAGAUGGGUACGAGAAGGCAUUUGAGUGCAUCAAUAAAGGCCUGACCGAGGAUGAGGCGGGCCACAACGCAGAGGCACUAAAACUGUACCGGCAAGGACGGCAGCACCUCCUCAGGGCUCUUAGUGUCCCUUCGCAGGGUGUAGAGUGCGUGGGUUCCUCCUGGGAAGCGGCUAGGCAGAUGCAGCGCAAGAUGCAGGAGACCCUCAACAACAUCACCACCCGUCUAGCCAUGCUGGGGACCACGCCAGACCCCAACGGAGUCUCGGAUAGCAGCGCAGCCCCUCAGAAACUCUACCCUGAAGUCCCGAGGGUCAAGCCGGAGAGGCCAACUCCACCGCAGAUGCUCCCUUCCAACGUUGCAGGGGCUUCAGGUGGGCCAGUUCCGGUCUCCCCAACUAUGCAACCCAAUAUGUUAAGCGACCAGCCCCCUGAGUACACCCCUCAGGCCGCUGACGGACACCUGACCAUUUCCUACGGCACCGACUCUGGCGAGCUCUCCUUGGUUGGCGAUGAGUUCUACAGCCAAACGUCUAAUUCCACACCCUCUCUUCAGAGUCUGGGGGAGGAUGGGGAGGAACUCUUUUUCCUUCCUCAAGGAGUGCAGAUCUUCUUCGUUACCCCUGAGGGGCAAGUGAGCGCUCCCUCUUACCCAGGGUACCUACGCAUCGUAAAGUUCACCAAUGAGUGCUCAGAGAGGAUUCCAAACAGGCCACCUGCCUUCCUACAGGUUUGUGACUGGCUUUACCCAUUGAUGGCCUCUGACUCCCCAGUCCUGCUGUGCAACACUGGGGUCUACAUGUUCCCUGACAUGAUGGCUCCCAACCCGGGCUCGUAUGUUGGGGUGGUCCUUUCUUCCGAGCUUCCCCAGAAGGAACGUGAACUAUUCCAGAAUGUACUUUCUCAGUUGACUGACCUGCGUGUCCAGGUGAGCUGUCCCUGUGUCCCCUCAGGUCCCACCUCAGAAACACAGGGGUCAGCUGUGGCUUCAGAGCAGGCAUCAGAUGGCGCAGCCGAUACCAUUAACCUGGGUCAGAAGGUGCCGAUGGGCCCUUCUGCAGCUGAAGCAUCACCCUCUGCUGCUGAGGAGGACAUGGUUCUUCCUGAAUGGAGCGAGAAGGUGGCUCAGGGGAUCCUGACUGGGGCUUCAUGGCUGAGCUGGGGGUUGGUGAAGGGGGCGGAGUACACGGGGAAAGCCAUACAUAAAGGAGCAUCCAAACUACGAGACCACAUCACUCCAGAGGACAAACCAGCCCAAGUCAGCCCCACGGUAACCAGGAGCCUCCAUGUGGCCAAACAGGCCACAGGAGGAGCAGUAAAAGUCAGCCAGUUCCUUGUGGAUGGACUGUGCACUGUUGCUGGAUAUGCUGGCCGAGAGCUGGCACCCCAUGUGAAGAAACACGGAGGGAAGCUAAUCCCAGAGUCUCUGAAGAAAGACAGGGAUGGACGCUCCAAUAUUGACGGUGCCAUGGUGGUUGCAGCAAGUGGAGUUCAAGGAUUUGCAACGAUGUGGACGGGGUUGGAGGUUGCAGCAAAGAACAUUGCAAAGAGUGUUGCUGCUGAGACGGUUACCACGGUAAAACAUAAGUAUGGGGCAGAAGCGGGCCAGGCCACAGACCAUGCUGUCAACUCAGCCAUCAAUGUGGGCGUCACCGCUUUCAAUAUCGACAACCUGGGGAUCAAGGCAAUGGUCAAGAAGACCGGCAAAGAGACUGCCCAUGCCAUUCUGGCUGACUAUAAAGUCAAAGAGCCAGACAGUCAAGUUGAGAAACAUAAAGACCAAAAGUAGCGUUUUAGAUUCAAACCUCUCGUUUCAGGUGUCCAUUUUUAAGAGCAAACCAAAAGUCAUGCUUUCAAAAAAAGAUUGAAGAAGUGAAUGGAUCGUUGUCCGUGUGCUUUUGUUGUUAUUUGUAUGCGACUGACACUGAAUUCCAAAGGCCUCACUACAGUAAAUACAGUUAAUUGUGCUGUCAUGUUUACUAUUUUCACUGGUUAAACUGUAAAUGCAAGUCAAAAAUUCCCUUUACAAGUUGACUGACUGACUGCCCUGCCUGCCGGACAAAAUUCCUGACCAUGCCUUACACUUCACCAGCAAUGUAAACUCAACAUAUCACCAAUGAACUCACAGAUCCAUUGUUUAGAUGGAUCAUAUUUACGUAAAUGUCAGUAGUUUUGCGCGGUUUGUGUCUUAUAAAUGGACCCUUAAAGCAAAGUGCAAGCCAAAGGUGGAAUUUAUGAUUUUCCCAUAGAGCCUUAACAAAUAUAAUAUUCUUAUAUUUAAGAUGAAAUCUAUAUCUAAGCUUUAAUAUAUAUGCUAAGAAUGCUUUAUGGUAGUUGUUUUUUAUCUGCAGACCUGUUUGCUCUUGGUACUUUCAGGGUUUUUUAUGUUUUAAAAUAUUAAAACGCACUUUAACCCUUGCUAGGAACAGACACGAAUAUUUCUUGAGGAUGAUGGCUGCUAGGUAUUCU